AUGAUUGGAGUUAUUUCUCCCUACAAGAGACAAGUUCAAAAGAUUCAAAAGAUGAUUGAAAAGAGACGGUUCGGUCCUGGUAUUAAAGUUGGAAGCGUGGAAGAGUUUCAGGGACAGGAGAGAAGAGUGAUUAUCUUAUCAACUGUUCGAAGCACUAAAAAAGAGUAUCUGGAUAUGGACAGAGAUUUCCACCUUGGAUUUCUUAACAACCCAAAAAGAUUCAAUGUAGCCAUUACUCGUGCCCAGGCUCUCUUGAUUUUAAUAGGCAACCCGGACAUGCUGUGUCUGGACGAAAACUUGAAAAGGUUUUUGGAGUACUGCGGUGAAAACAGGGCUACUGUUGAUGUAGAAAGGAAAGAAAAGGUGGAGGAUAUUGCAGACACUCUUAAAGGACUUGAUCUUCCCUCAAGGGCAUCAUCAGAACGCAGUGAAGAUUUGGAAAUCAGUCAGCGGGAACUCCAAGAACACCCAGAGUGGACUAGGCACGAGUAAAUGUGUUGUUCCAGUCUGCAUCUCAUGGUCACUUCUCAGUUUUAAGAUAAAUCUAAGACUAUACGCACUUAAUAAGUAAAGACAAAAUUCAAAAUAGAAAAGGGAAAGAGAAACGCUACCAGUAGUAGCUAAUUAAAGCUGAUUAGUCUUGAAUAUAUUGUCAUUUGUGAGUUUGACAACAAUCUGACUUUGGUCUAUGGAUUCAACAAGGAAUAGUUAACACUACAGCUCCCCCCCGCCCUCCCCCAUCGUUUUGUCUUUGUCCCCAUCUCAACAAACCGAUUUUAGGUGUAGAACACAAUCUCUUCAGUGGCAUCACACAAGCUGAUUUGUCGUCAGGGGACUGUUGAUUUUACAUUGGGGAAAUUUGUGGAACCAAAGACUAGUUUAUGUAGCAGUGUCUUGCUUUAGACAAGGUAAGCAUCCAGCCAGAAUGAUGGCAGUGCUGGUAACUGCAAUAACCCUGCUUCCCUUUGGUGUCUCCGUGUGCAACCCUGAGGAGGUAAAAUAAACAACAUAGUAGCGCAUGUAGUUGAGUGCUGACCCUUUAAGAAUUGCAAUUCUUAAGUAAAAUUCUAUUUACAAAUGUUAUUUACAAUUUUAUUUACUUACAAUUUUGUAAUAAAUGUUUUUUUCACAA
Messenger RNA from Orbicella faveolata, 1132 nucleotides. Its product is annotated as putative helicase MOV-10. NCBI's taxonomy places the organism in Eukaryota, Metazoa, Cnidaria, Anthozoa, Scleractinia, Merulinidae. The record is from RefSeq and is a predicted model, not a curated record.